AUGAGCUUUGGAAAAUCUACAGACUGUUCUAAGUUAUAUCCUCAAACAGCAUAUAAUCUAGGUGGGAAGUCGGAGUACAGUAAAAUCAGGAUUAAUAAUCUCAAUUCAUUGACUAUACAGUCAAAUGAUUAUUCUUUCUCAACGCAGCUAAACUCUACAACUGGAAAGGAUUAUGGAACAGCUGGAGACAAAUACAGUAGUUCUACAAAUUGUCCUCCUAGAGGCAUCUUUAAGAUUGAUCUCAGACUGACACCUUUUGUUGUGUCACCAAAGGUUAAGUGGUCAUGGAGUGGAUCUUAUCCAAAUCCUAAUGCUACAGGAACACCAAUUAUAUCAAAUACAACUUAUGUAGGAUGCUUUAUUGACAAAGAUGACAGAAUGCUCCCAGCUCAGUAUUUAUAUAACAACCACAUGACUGUUGAAAUGUGUAUACAACAUUGUAGAAGUCGAGGAUUUGCCUAUUCUGGUGUACAGUAUUAUGCACAAUGUUUUUGUGGAGACAAUCAUAAUAAGCAUGGGGCAGCAGUCGAUACAGCAUGUAACACACCCUGUAAAGGAAAUCAUCAACAGAUGUGUGGGGGUACCUGGAGAAUUUCUAUCUAUGGAACAGGAUUACCACAAACUAUCAUUGGACGAUGUGGGGGAUAUCCAGGACAAUGUUUUCCUACAUUGGAGAACAAUCCAGGUACUCCAGCAUUGAUGUUACAGUUUAUACCCACACAUCCAUGUCUACAACCAUUAUCUCCUUGUAAAAAUGAAGGAAAAUGUAUUGCUGUAACAGAUACUGCAUUCAAAUGCUUGUGCUAUAAUAUGUAUUCAGGGACAACAUGUGACAUACAAACAGAACAGAUAGUAACAAUGGGAGCCCUGUGUCCUGCAGGACUUUAUCCAGAGAAAUGUACCUGUGUACAUAACAAAUGCAGUGGGGCAAAGUUUGACGGGGAUACAUGUGUUACAACGUCAGGAGAACCAAAAGUUGUGUGUCGUUAUUCAGAUCCCGGUCAUGUGAUUCUGUUUAAUGUAGAAGGAUCAGGAACGGUAAUAUGUCCAUCUGGAUCACAGAUGGUGGGAUGUUCUUACUGGGACAGUUCAGGUCAACUUAAGGGUAAUGGAGAAGCUGACAAUGCACAGUAUACCACAGGGACUUGUAGCAUGAGACACGGGUGUCAACAGUGUCGUCUGCAGGCUAGAUGUAAAAAGUUCGAUUGUGGCUGCCAAAAUGGAGGUCAUUGUCACAUGGUCACUGGAGAAUGCAUAUGUAAUGAUGGUUACUACGGUACCAAAUGUGAAUCAUUUGAUUACUGCAGCUUUUAUGAAAAACAGAAUGGUCAGAGUGCUUGUGGCUCAGGUGGUAUAUGUAAUGCUGUACCUGCUAACAGUGUGAAGACUUAUGGUGGAGACAAUGUUGGUGAUCAUUGUAUAUUUCCUUUUACCUAUAACGGUACCUCAUAUGGUACCUGCAUUGAAAGUAAUGAUGUUGGACCACCGUUUUCUUGUGGGUCAGUUUUUGAUGGCACCAGAGAAGGUUAUGUUGAUUUGGGAAUGUGGUCCCCUGGCUCAGUGUAUACAAUGGCUGCAUGGGUAAGACCAGACAAAGCAGAUGGAGUUAGGAGGACAAUAAUUGGAGGAGUAGGUGACUGUUUAGAUUAUGGUAUCUAUCAUUUUGAGAACUUCUGGGUUUACUACAAAGGAACAGAUAGUGCAUGUACUCGUGGAAUUGACACAGGUGUCAGGAUACAGACUGGAGAGUGGUAUCUAGUGGCAGCAAUUCAGAAUGGCACUCAUGUUAUAAGUUAUGUCAAUGGUAAACAGAGUGCAGUUAAGGUUAAACCCAAUGUGUUGCCAACUACCAGUGGUUUAUGGAUAGGUGGAGAGGUUUGUUGUCCAACCAAUAGAUUCCAAGGAAUGAUCAAAACAGUCAAAAUAUGGAAGCGACCAUUACAAGUGUCAGAACUUGAGAAAAGUAUGAAUUAUCAAGGAAAUAAACUUGCAAAAGAGGAAGCAUUGCAUGGAGGCCUUGUAGGUCAGUGGGAACUAGGGGAGGUAAUCCAACCACCAUGUGCUGGAACAGAUCAUGGUGGUGAAGACUGGACAUUAAAAGAUGGACAGCAGAUAUCUGGAACUCAUUGUAAUAUCAGUACCUUUACCAUACCUAGAGGAGCUUCUGUAGUAAUGAUUCCAUACAAUGGUACAGCAGGAGGCAAACUAGAAAUAGUGGCAGAGAGUAUACAGAUUGAUGGAGUACUUAAUGGUAUAGGGGCUGGAUAUAGAGGUGGUAAAGUACCGUUAACAGGACAGUCUGGGGAACAGGGAGAGUCCUAUCCUGGAGUUGGUCAGAGGAAAGUGUCAGAUAAUCGUGGUGGGGGAGGGGGAGGAGUGGGUGGAAAUUCUAGAGCUGAUCAGACAGGAGAACCAGGAGCUGGUGGUGGAUAUGGUACUGUAGGAAAAUCUCCUGUAAAAAUAAGAGGAGACAGAGCAGGUUUUGGUCAGCCAGGAAAGAUGUAUGGAGAUGGAUCUCUGAAACAGAUGUUCUUAGGUUCAGGAGGAGGUAGUGGGGGUAGUGCCAAGGAUGAAACUAAAAAUCCUGCAGGUGGUCGAGGUGGUAAUGGAGGAGGUUCCAUCAGUCUGAAGGCUCUAAGGUCUGUAGUGGUCACAGGACUGAUCACUGUCAGUGGAGAAGAUGGACAGGGAGACAAUACACCCACAGGAGGACAAUGUUCUGGAUGUCCCGAUGCAUGUAGUGUAAAGAAUUUGUUUGGUUGCCAUGGAGACAAUAGAACAGCAUGCUGGGAUAUGUCAGGACCAGGAGGUGGGGGUAGUGGAGGGAGCAUUUAUCUGGCUGGAAAAGUUGUCAAUGUUGGUCAGAAGUUGUUAUGGACCAUGGGUGGAAGAGGUGGCUUUGGUACACUACAAGGAUGUGGAGGGGAUGGUGGUUUAGGAAGGAUUCGUGUGGAUGCUGCCAUAUUUAAAGGAUCAGUCACCAACUUACAAGGUGUUUUCACACAGUCUACACUACAAAAUGAAUAUGUUGAUCACAGCCAAGCAGGACAAAAUUUAAUAGAUUACACUCAUACUAACUAUGGCAAUGAGGUAUAUAGAGGGUGUUUUAAUGACCCUGAUAUUGGUUAUCGUACUUUAGCCUACACCGUACCUCUCACAGAUAAUGAUAGGAACCAUAUGACACCAGAUUAUUGUAUGAAAGUCUGCAGAGAUAAAGGAUACCAGUUUUCAGGAACAGAGUAUGCAUAUGAAUGUUAUUGUGACAACCAUUUGAGGAUGGACAGGAAGAUGCCUGAAGGAGAUUGUCAUACUCCAUGCAGAGGUGACAGAAAUACGUUUUGUGGAGGUACCAAUAGGAUAUCUGUAUUUGGUCCCCCACCAGGUACCCCUGCAUUUGCACACAGAGGUGUUAUACAGAAAUGUCAACCAUGGUGUCUCACAGCAGAUGUUGAAACUACUAAUCCAAAGUGGGGCCAGUGUUCCAUGAAAACCCAGGAAGUAACAUCAUGGCAGAUAGUUUGCCAGUGUCCUAUAGGCUUUCAAGGAUUCUUUUGUAACCAACCAUGUAAACAAGGAACCUGGGGUAAGAACUGUGCCAAUAACUGUACAUGUAACAAUAACAACACACAGUUUUGUGACCCAGUCAUAGGUCAGUGUAAAUGUUCACCAGGUUACCGUGAUGACCAGUGUAAUACACCCUGCCCCAAAGGGUAUUACGGAGUUAACUGUGCUGGUAUAUGUAAUUGCAGUAAAGCUAACUCACAGUGUGACCCAAGUACUGGAAACUGUAUGUGUAACUCAGGAUGGAUGGGGAAUAAUUGUCAGUUUCCUUGCCCAUCAGGACAUUAUGGACAGGAUUGUAAACUUCCUUGUCUCUGUAAUAAUCAGGGAUCAUGUGACCCUGUUGGUGGAACUUGUCAGUGUAAUCCUGGAUAUAUGUUGCCCACAUGUGCCUUUCAGUGUGAAAAUGGAUUGUAUGGACCUGAUUGCGGAUUCUUCUGUAAAUGUAAUAAUCAACCAUGUGAUCCUGUAACAGGGCUUUGCCAAUGUGGACCUGGGUUCAAAGGUCAACAUUGUGAACUGGAAUGUCCAAUUGGUUUUUAUGGACAAUUUUGUCUGCAGAAAUGCCAGUGUGCAGGGAAGUAUGGGUGUGAUCAUGUGACUGGAGCAUGUCAUUGUGGUCCUGGAUUUGUUGGACAGAAAUGUGAUGUGGCUUGUCCACCAGGAUCGUUUGGCAUUAAUUGUGCCAAAAGGUGUAACUGCUUCAACCAGCCAUGCGAUGGAAUCACUGGUCUAUGUAAAUGUAACCCAGGAUACAGAGGUCAUCAGUGUGAGCUGAAAUGUCCCUUAGGUCGCUUUGGAAACAAGUGUAAACAGACAUGUGCUUGUAAAAAUGGAGCAUCUUGUGAUGGUGUCACUGGAACAUGUUUAUGUCCACCUGGUUGGCAAGGUAAUAUGUGUGAAAUACCAUGUCCGACUGGUUAUGGUGGUCCUGGUUGUAACACUUCCUGCCCUGCUAAUUGUGGAAAUGGGUUCUGUAGUAAGGCAACUGGAUCUUGUAUAUGCACAACACCUGGUACAAAAUGUGAAUGCCCUGUUGGUUACUAUGGUAGAACAUGUCAAUCACCUUGUGACUGUGUUCAUGGAAGUUGUGACAAGACAUCAGGACAGUGUAUUUGUGUUGAUGGUUGGUUUUUAACUAAAUGUGACACCCAAUGUCCAACAGAUACAUAUGGAGCUGCUUGUUCCGACAAUUGUAACUGUGUCCUUGGAGAUUGUGAUCCUCUGAAUGGAAAAUGUAUCUGUGCCUCUGGCAACAGUGGUGCUCAGUGUGAAAAACCUUGUCAGGGAGGAACAUAUGGACCUGGUUGUCUGAUUACCUGUCCACCGUGUGGUAAAUAUGCCCAAAAUCAGUGUGAUCCUGCAUCUGGAGCCUGUGUUUGUAAAACUGGAUAUACUGGUGCCCUUUGUGGCCAGCCUUGUCAACAGGGAUACAGUGGAGUCAAUUGUUCCUCAAAGUGCAAUUGUCAGAAUGGAGGAUUGUGUAGGAGUACUGAUGGUGUCUGCCUGUGUCCUGAUGGUUUUACUGGUUCUCAGUGUGAACUUAAGUGUUCUUUGGGUACCUGGGGAGCAAAUUGUACUAAUAAUUGUUCAUGUGGUUAUCAUGGCAAUGGAUGUGAUAUUGCUACUGGUGCCUGUCACUGUACACCAGGAUUUUCUGGGGCACAAUGUGAGAAGAGUUGUCCAAUAUUGACCUAUGGACAAGAUUGUGAACAAUCCUGUAACUGUUAUAAAGAUGGAACCAGUUCAUGUAGUCCAACUGAUGGAACCUGUCAGUGUAAAAGUGGCUAUCACGGGAAUGCAUGCUUUGAAGUUUGCUCAUAUGGUACAUGGGGAAGAAACUGUUCACAGAGAUGCCAGUGUGGUUCCCAUGGCAACUGUAAUCCAUAUACUGGUGACUGUUUCUGUUCACCUGGUUAUAUAGGAAACAACUGUCAACAAAUGUGUUUGACAGAUCAGUAUUAUGGACUGAAUUGUUCUAAGCAAUGUAAUUGCAAUGGAGGUCACUGUGACCCAACUUCUGGUCGAUGUGAAUGUAAACCUGGAACUAAAGGACACCAUUGUGAACAGAAAUGUGGACCAACUCAUUUUGGAAUUCAGUGUGCCCAGGUGUGUGGAUGUAAAAAUGGGGCUGUUUGUGAUGCUGAGACAGGAAAUUGUCGUUGUCAGCCAGGAUGGUUUGGUACACUAUGUGAUCAGAGUUGUCCAGCAGGCCAGUAUGGAGUGGAUUGUUCUCAGUCAUGUCCUGACUGUCAGAAUGGUGGAUUAUGUGAUGGUACAUCUGGGAUGUGUGUAUGUUUACCUGGGUUUAUUGGAAGCUUAUGUAAUCAGACAUGUAGUCAAGGAUAUUGGGGAUUGAAGUGCCAGAUGAAAUGUCCAGAUACAUGUCAGCUGGGAUGUCAGCCUCAGACAGGGAUAUGUAAUUGUUCGCCUGGUUCCUGUCUAAAUCAGGGAUUUUGUGCAAGUAAUGGUUUAUGUAUAUGUAAAGAUACAUUUUAUGGAGACAGAUGUCAGAAUACAACAGGACGAUACUUAAUGCAGCAGAAUCUCUCAGGUUCAAGUUAUUCUCUAUCUAAAGGCCAGUUAGUAGGAUUAGUGAUUGGUAUUAUAGUGCUGAUUGUUAUAAUUGUUGUUGGGGUGAUAUUCAUCAUGAAAAAGAAAUAUACAGGAGUAUUACUGCCUGCUGGAUUGUCUAGAAAGUAUGAACAAGAUUCACAAAAGCUUGAAGAAGUUCAAGAUGAUGGUUCUCGAGGAUUUAGUAACCCAUUAGCAGAUGGUGAUAAUGACAAUACAGUUAUAUCACAUGACAGCCAUGUGAUAGAUGACAAUUCUGAUGCAUGAUCAUGUGAUGUUAUUUUUAAGACAUUGUUAUCAAAGAGACUGGAUUUUUUAAAUAGUAUUACUGUAUGCACGAUUCUUUCUAUAAUUGUGUUCAGAUAGUAUAUUUGAAAUUUUUGUCUCACUUGCGAUGAAAACAUUUAGAUACAGUCUCGGGUGAAAGUUUUUUAUAAUUUAAUAAAAUUGACAAACCUUCAUAGAAUUUGAUGAAACUUCAACACAAAAGCUUCUUCAGGAUUGAAAGAUAGCAUUUGAAGCAAAAUUCUGAAAAUAUAUUUUUUUCAUUUUUCCACAUUUUACUGUUUGGUGGACUUCGUUUUACCAUAGUCUAGGAUAAAAGUUUCAGUUAAAGAUUUUAAAACUCAAUAAUUUUGUCAAACCUUCAUGGAAUAUUACAAAACUUGUAGAGAAGGUUCCUAAGACAUAAUCAUGAGGUACUUCCCUGAGCAAAAUUUGAAUUUUUUACUUUUACAUUUUUCGGUAUUUUACUGAUAAAUGGACUUAAUUUUUCAGCAGUUAACAUUUGACUUUUACAUUGACAGCAGCAGUGGAUUGCAUGUAAGAUAUCGGGUUCCAAAGAGCUCUUUAUGAAUUAUUGUACUUGUUAAACUGUACAUUUAUAAGAAAAUAAUCUCAUUGUAUCAAUUUUUACUUAUGUCUGCUUCUAAGCUUUCAUUAUCGCUUUUAAUCUUGUGUCAUCAGAUAUUGUUUUUAACUGAUACCAACUAGAUUGGUCACUGCGGCAUGAGAAUUACAUACCAGAAUCACAAUUUAGUCAAUUAUAAAUUGCUGUUGUGUAUUGUAUAAUUGUUUCUGAAUCCCUAAGUAGAAAAGGAUGAUGCAAAAGUUUACAGUAAUCUCUGUUGUACAGGGAUCCAAGCAUUAUCAUGUAUCAACACAUUGCAGAAACAUGGUCUAGAUCAAAAUGUGUUGAGUGAUUGAGUUUUUGACUCUGGCGAAUUUUUAAUGUGAACCAAAUACUCCCUUGAAUGACGAUUUUUACCCAAUUUUUGAAAGGAAACUAAUGAGAAUAAAAUUUUAUCGUGAAUUUCUCACUAAUUAUGAAUGAUAGGAAAGCUAUAUUUGGUAUAUAUGAUGCAAGGUCUACAUGUUGGUUAGAAUGGGUUCACCUGUCCUCAACCUCAUUUCAUAGAUCAGUGGUUAAGUUUGUGUGAUCCAGUCCAUAUCCCUUAUACUAUAAGCAUUACAUCAACUAUAUUUAGUGUAUGGAAUGAUUGUAGGAUGUAAAUGUCUGUCAGGCAGGAUUUAUCUGACCUCGACCUCAUUUUUAUUGUUCAUUGGUCAAUGUUAUGUUUUCAUGGUUAAGUCCUUUUCUCAGCUACUAUAAGCUACAGUUUUACUAUAUUUGGUGUAUGGAAUGAUUGAAAGGUGUACAUGUCCGUCUUGCAGUGUAUCUUUGAUAGGUCUGUUUCACGGGUACGGUACUAUACGCAUUAGGUCAACUAUAAUUGGUGUAUGGAAUGAUUUUAUGGUGUACACGACUGUCUGAAAAUGUUCAUCUGACCUUUACCUCAUUUACAUGACUCAGCGAUAAUGAUAAUUUUAUGUUUUACUUUUUGUUUUACCUUUUUCUCAUAGACAUUCAACAUAAGUUCAAUCUUGUUAAAAAGACGAGACUUUUCAGCUUGUGCACUCUUGUUAAAAUACUUAUUUGUUUUUAUAAUUAAAAUUUGUCACAAAAACUAAACCUAAAUAAAAAAUUCUGUCAACAAGGACUGUACUAGGAUCAACUUGUGUAUUUUAAUGCCUGCUUAAUGCUCUGGUGUGUAGCAGAUGGGUGAUGAUGGCUUACCGUUACCAUGUGUGUAAACAGCUUAUUGAACCAAGUCAUGAUUAUUCACCGUUGACAUAACAUCUAACAAUUCGUCUGCUGAAAUAGGUUUUUUUUUGAGAGAGAACUUAAGAUCACUAGUUUCAUUAUUAGGGUGUUGAACUGUUCUGAUAUAUGUCAAUGCAUAAUUUCUUACUAUUGAGUCCCUCUGUGAUACUAUUCAUUACUGAAGGGUCUGUACAAACAUACUCAUGUCUGACUUGUUUAUCAUUUGACUGUUUGCUGUGUUGGUUGUUGGACAUGAGCCUGUAUAUUCAAUAAUGGCUACAUGUUGGCAACUCUGAUACAUUGUUGGUAGUUUGUUAAAUGACCAAACUCCUUUCUUUGAAAGUAGAAUUUUUUUUAAAAGAGAUGUAGUAACUGUUGGGUUUUAGAACAAAAUAAUGUUUAGGCUGAGGAUUGUAAGGAAAACACUUUUUGCCUUUAUCUUGUUUCUCAUAGCAGUAGAGUCCCUCUUGAAGAAAUGCAAGUUUGUUUUCUUAUUAUGCAUUUUAUGUAUUGCUCUUUGUUGUUUAUCAUUUGUCAUGUUGUAAAUUUAUUUUUCAUUGCUAUAGCAUAUUAGUUUUAUUGCUUUCUGAAUAAAGUAUACAUUCAUUCAA
This is a messenger RNA of Mytilus californianus (California mussel), 8850 nucleotides long. RefSeq lists its product as uncharacterized. Gene Ontology annotation, molecular function: zinc ion binding; scavenger receptor activity; metalloendopeptidase activity. The transcript has 49 exons. The record is from RefSeq and is a predicted model, not a curated record. NCBI's taxonomy places the organism in Eukaryota, Metazoa, Mollusca, Bivalvia, Mytilida, Mytilidae. Bases 1 to 6402 code for a protein of 2133 amino acids.